Molecule: messenger RNA, 2367 nt
Organism: Neomonachus schauinslandi (Hawaiian monk seal)
Lineage: Eukaryota; Metazoa; Chordata; Mammalia; Carnivora; Phocidae
Gene: FANCC
Product: FA complementation group C
Exons: 16
Coding region: 195-1886 (563 amino acids)
Biological process (GO): nucleotide-excision repair; interstrand cross-link repair; cellular response to oxidative stress
Cellular component (GO): Fanconi anaemia nuclear complex
Source: RefSeq, a predicted model, not a curated record
UUUUUGUUCAUUGAACCCUGGCAGCUCUGUCUACUUAAAAGGAGAGGUGCAAAGGUUUAUUCCCCGCUUUUGGUGGUGAACAUCCUCUAGUAUCUUCUUAAAAGGGUGUGUGGAAGAUUUGAUGUGUGCUCACUGUUUCCUUCAGUGCUUGGCAGGCCACUGUGAAGGUUCAUCACCUUUUCCCUUUUUCCAAGAUGGCUCAAGAUUCAGUAGGCUUUUCUUCUGAUUAUCAGUUUUGGCUGCAGAAGCUUUCUGUGUGGGACCAGGCCUCCACUUUGGAAACCCAGCAAGAUACCUGCCUUCACCUACCUCGAUUUCAGGAGUUCCUGAGGCAGAUGUAUGAAGUUUUGAAAGAGAUGGAUUCAAAUACGAUCAUUGAAAGAUUCCCCACAAUUGGUCAACUGCUGGCAAGAACUUGCUGGAAUCCUUUUAUCUUAGCAUUUGAUGAAAGCCAAAAAAUUCUAAUAUGGUGCUUAUGUUGUUUGAUUAAUAAAGAACCACAGAAUUCUGAAGAAUCGAAACUUAACUCCUGGACACGGGGGUUGUUAUCUCAUAUACUUUCGGCAUUCAGAUUUGAUACAAAAGAAGUUGGUCUUUUUACUCAAGGUCUUGGAUAUGCACCUGCAGAUUACUGUCCUGGUUUGCUUAAAAAUAUGGUUUUAUCAUUAGUGUCUGAACUGCGAGAGAAUCAUCUUAAUGGAUUUAACACUCAAAGGCGAAUGGUUCCUGAAAAAAUAAGGUUCCUGUCACGAGUUUGUAUACCACUUGUAACUCUGCCAGAUAUUGAACCCCUCGUGGAGGCUCUGCUCACCUACCAUGGACAUGAACCUCAGGAAGUGCUCUGGCCUGAGUUCUUUGAUGCUGUGAAUGAGGCCUUUCUGCUGAAGAAGAUUUCUCUCCCCACAUCAGCUGUAGUCUGCCUCUGGCUUCGGCACCUCCCCAGCCUUGAAAAAGCAACACUGCAUCUUUUUGAUAAGCUAAUCUCCAGUGAGAGAAAUUUCCUGAGAAGGAUCGAAUGCUUUUUGAAAGAUUCAUUACUGCCUGAAGCAGCCUGCCACCCUGCCAUAUUCAGAAUUGUUGAUGAAAUGUUCAGGUGUGCACUCCUGGAAACCGACGGAGCCCCAGAAGUACUAGCCGCUAUUCAAGUGUUUACACGGUGCUUUAUGGAAGCUCUGGAAAAAAAAAACAAGCAGCUGAAGUUUACAUUCAAGACCUACUUUCCUUAUGCUUCUCCAUCUCUUAUUAUGGUGCUGCUCCAACACCCGAAAGAGAUCCCACAAGAACUGUGGCACCAGCCACUGAAACAUAUUUCUGAAAUGCUCAGAGAAAUAGUUGAAGACCAGACUCACGGGUCCUACGGAGGCCCCUUUGAGUGCUGGUUUUUGUUCAUUCACUUUGGAGGAUGGGCUGAUAUCGUGGCUGAGCAGUUAGUGAUGUCAGAAGCUGAACCCCCUGAGGCCCUGCUGUGGCUCUUGGCAUUCAGCUACAGCCCACGUGACGGGAGUCUGCAGAGAACACAGACCAUGGUGGAGGUAAAGGCAGUGCUCGGCCACCUCAAGAAGCUGUUCAGAAGUCCGACUCUCUCAGCCAAGGAUCUGCAGGCAGCAGCUGCAGAGAGCCAAGACAGAGACCCCAGACCACCUUUGUGUCAACAGCUGAUCAGGCGCCUCGUCUUGAACUUCCUGCUCUGGGCUCCUGGCGGCCAUGUGAUUGCCCGGGAAGUCAUCACCCUUAUGGCUCCAACUGAUGAGUUAACCCACGAGAUGACUGGCUUGCUUGACCAGACCUUGUACAGAUGGGAUCAUCUCUGCAUGGAAGCCCCGAGGUCAAGAAAACUGGCCAGAGAGCUCCUCUCGGAGCUGCGCUCGGCCGGCACGGCCCGUUGACCGCAGAGCUGCUGUGCAGGGACCAGGCUCCCCGCGGCCUCGUGAUGUGAUGAUGAGACCAUUUCUUCGUGGAAUGAGUAGUGAGAAUGAGCCAGACAUCUUGGCAAGAUCUGCUAACACAUAUUUUAGGAAGUGAGAAGACCGGUUCUUAACCCAAACUCCAUCCAGUUUAUUGUUCAUGACUGGAUUGUGCCUUGAGCAUUCCCUACCUGCUCAGCCCAGCUGCCAGAGAAUCACUAAAGAAAAGGCUUAGAUAGGAGAACAGAUUUUUGUUUCCGUUUUCCCUUGUAUCAAACCAAGAUACACAACUAUUAUUUGAGUGGUUCAAAGUCUUUGGACCAAGAGAUGGGUCAUGAACCACUGAUCGAUUUAGAAUGUAACUUAGUCCUUUUCCACAGGUCUCUCUUUUCAGAAGUCAUGUUAUUAUUAUUGGUGUUUCUUUUGACCCGCAGGGAUUUGAAAUAAAGCCACACUGUCUUGC